AUGCCAACCGCGACACAGAAUAUAUUAUCCGUACAAGUACUACAACGGCACAACUAUGUAAUUUAUUUACCAUCGGAACCCAACAAAUUCGUUCCGACGGAGUGUCACAUACUCCAGAACGAUGAACUAUUACAUCGCAAUGGACAAUAUACUGUGGCUAACUUCACAGCCACCUCUCUCGAGAACUGGCACGAUAGACUAGGACACCGCUGCGACCCACGUAACACUCUGACGACGAGCAAUACUACACCUACCACACCAGCCAAGCCUUCACACGAUGACUGGAAGCUAAACCCGACUCUAGUCAAGACGCACGUUACUGAUGUCUUCGGCGAGAUAGGCAUAGACCUCUUUGCUCAGAAACAUAAUGCACAAGUUCCUGUCUACUGCAGUUUAGAGCCAGAUGCGCCACUACACGACGCAUUCAAACAAUCAUGGCAACAGCCAAACACACACCUCUACGGCAAUAUACUUUCCGUAUCAAAACAUGGCGAGAUGCACUUCUCAAGCUUGAGAAGGAAGAUGGUCUUAUCACUAAGGGGUUUCCGCUUCAACCUAACACGCGCAACUACAACCAAACGAAACUUCAGUUACACUCACAUGUGGAACUCAUCGAAACCACCGCCGACACGUUCUUACAGAAUGGCACUGAGAAUACCGGACCGCCUAAGUGGCGACGAGAGCACACUACCACCCGUCGGUACAGUCUUCCACGUUGACCUACACACGGGUUUGCCAACGUCCCCAACAGGCUACACAUGCAACAUUAAAUAUGUAGAUGCCAAUAGCGGACAGCCUUUCGUAUACCCACUCAGACAUAAUGACGAUGCCAGUGCCACAUUGGACGUCUUCUACACAGACAUAGGAAAAGACUACCUCGCGAACCUUAGGGAACUUAAAUGUGAUCGCGGUGGGAAGUUUGUCUCCAAAGAAUUCAACAGCGUCAACACACUACAGCAUGUCAAGGUGACAUGUAUCCCUACUAAUACACCUCAAUUACACGGCCUAGUCGAGCGGACCAACGAACAGCUUGUCUGA
Sphaeroforma arctica JP610 is the source of this 1038-nucleotide messenger RNA. RefSeq lists its product as hypothetical. Bases 1 to 1038 code for a protein of 345 amino acids. Gene Ontology annotation, biological process: DNA integration. The transcript is spliced from 2 exons. Gene Ontology annotation, molecular function: nucleic acid binding. The record is from RefSeq and is a predicted model, not a curated record. NCBI's taxonomy places the organism in Eukaryota, Ichthyosporea, Ichthyophonida.